Messenger RNA from Exophiala oligosperma, 2431 nucleotides. RefSeq lists its product as uncharacterized. The coding region runs from base 454 to 2349 and encodes 631 amino acids. The transcript is spliced from 5 exons. Gene Ontology annotation, biological process: regulation of DNA-templated transcription. Gene Ontology annotation, molecular function: DNA-binding transcription factor activity, RNA polymerase II-specific; zinc ion binding. The record is from RefSeq and is a predicted model, not a curated record. NCBI's taxonomy places the organism in Eukaryota, Fungi, Ascomycota, Eurotiomycetes, Chaetothyriales, Herpotrichiellaceae.
ACAGAUCGCUGGUCGAAACAUCUCCUAUCAUCCGGCGUGCUGUUUGUGACGAUGAGCUCAUCUCCAUCGAAUUACGGAUAAAGCAGCCGAUGCGAACUUCAUGUCCACCAUGAUUUCAUCUACUUCUUUCUGGCUUCUAGCAAAGGACGAGUACAACGUUCGUCUUGUUGCCUGGACAGAAACCUCUUCCCAAACGACGCGACCUCCGAGUACUACGAGCACAAGCGCAUUACACUGACCCAUCGUUCCAUCACUCAUCAACUCAUCAUUCCCACCGGACCACAUCGCACUGGCGACGUUGAUGUCUAGGCACCAAAAAGCCCCUGGAGCGACUUGACCACCGUUUGACAAUUCUCGUAACCGUAACGAGUAACCACGGCUGGAAUCUUCUCGGCUCGCGAUCAUUUCCGGGCUCACUGGAUUUCUCCUGACUCGCCAUUGUCGGAAAUUGUCAUGUCCAUGCUGUCUUUUCGAGACCUGAUGCCGGUCGCUUCGACUAAUUUCUCCUCCAUGUCUCCUCCAAACUCGGAUCUUUCGACGAGGAGGAAAACCAGUGUCGCCUGCUUUGGCUGUAAAAGGAGACGCACGAGAUGUGAUGAAGGCUUACCGUGUGUCUCUUGCAUAUCUCACAACACCGAGUGUGUCAAGGACGAAAACGACGAUGGCCGCCGUAGGUUGGCCAUGAAGCGCAAGCUGAGCGCUCUCGAGAAUGAUCGUCGCCUCUUCGAUGACCUCCUGGCCACGAUCCGCAAGACCAACACCACACAGAUCGAACCUCUCCUGAAAACGAUCCGGAAUGGCAGCUCGAGGCACGACAUCCGCGCCUACCUCGAUUGCCACUUCCACCCUGGUUCGGACGCAAUGCAGAUCGAGAACGGCUUCGACAAAACACCCCGAGCCGUACGACGCCCAAUGCGCGGACGUAUUCAGGACGUGGUGAACCCUCCGGUUUCCGUCCCGGCGAAGCCAUGGACCACGGUGACCGACGACGACGAUUUUGUGUCGCACCUGAUCUCCCUGUGGUUCACUUGGGCCCACCCUUGGUGGCACUGGGUCGACGAAAAGCUUUUCCUCAACGCCAUGAGGACCGGGGACGACAGAGGCCUGAUAUGUACUCCCUACCUGGUGAACAUGAUACUGGCUGAUGCAUGUCUCCUGGACACUCUGGCCGAUGACGGCUCCGAACCCAACAAGUGGAUACGUGAACAAUUCUACCAAGAAGCGAAGAAAGGCCUCGAUGCCGAAAAGGGUCGAGUCUCCAUGACCGUAGUGGCAACCUUGGGUGUGCAAUGGACCUAUCUGAACACGAGUGGUCAAGAUUCGCUCGGAAAUGCCGUCCUGUAUCAGCAAAUAUUCCUGUCCAAGGACCUGGAACGGUGGAGGCAAAAGGUGCUUCGCAGUAUGGAUCUACCCAGAGGGUAUCUCGACGAUGUCAUGAGAUCCCUGGACACACUCCAGUGGACGCUCUACACUCUCAAUUCUUGCACCCUCUUGGACUUUGAAAAGACGCAGUUUCUCAGGCCACCGUCCGGCCCCAAACCUCAGUCGGACCAUCACAAAGGCGACAACGUUGACUGGACACCGUACCCCCAGCCUCACACUCCGGUCAGCUUCCACCCGACCUGCCACUAUCGCAGUUUUCUCUGUCUGAUCGAGAUGACCGCACGUGGAGAGAGGCUGGUCACCAAAAGAACCAAGGAAGACGCCGACGAUGCCAUCCGCCAACUGGGGGAGUUGUACGUUCAUAUCCGAAAUUGGAACAGGACUCUGCCCGACUGUUUGCACCUGGAUGGAAGAUCCUCACCUCAUGUCAUUGCUCUGCAUGCACUACACAAUUGGGUCAUGGUGAUGAUGGCGAAGCAAAUCGCCGCGGUCGAGUGCGGGCAUCAGGGUCGCCCGGCGCUGAUUCGCACCCAGCCCGACGGGGAACGGCCCAAGUGGAAGCAAAUGUCGAUAACGUCGUCGAUCCGCAUAGCCGAGCUCUUUGAGCACAUCCGCCUCAAAUGGGGCACCGACCACUUCCCCGUCAUCAUCAUGCAGCCCCUCGCCAUCGCCGUCUUCCCGCUGCUGGAGGGCCUGCACGAGACCCCCGAGGCCCCCAAGGCGUUUUUCAACCUGUGCCUCACCAUCCGCGCCGCGAGUCGACGGUUCCCCGUGGGCUACGGCCUGCUCCUGGCCGUCAAGCAGACCGCCGAGAGGAGAGGCAUCCGACUGCCCGAAAACUGUCGAGACUUUUUCUCCGACCUGUCGGCCGUCUCGGUGUCUCGGAACACGUCCGACCUCACGGACAAGGGACUCGAUUAUCUCCUCGACAAAUGGGAGGAUCUCGACCUCGAAGGAAGUGCGUAGUGAAAAGUACAGAUUGUGGUUUGCAGAUUUCAGAUUGUGGAUUGUGGAUUGUGGAUUGUGGGGUCUUUCUCAAGUUCUCUUU